This is a messenger RNA of Plasmodium knowlesi strain H, 5586 nucleotides long. Its product is annotated as conserved Plasmodium protein, unknown function. Bases 1 to 5586 code for a protein of 1861 amino acids. NCBI's taxonomy places the organism in Eukaryota, Apicomplexa, Aconoidasida, Haemosporida, Plasmodiidae. The transcript has 3 exons. The record is from RefSeq and is a predicted model, not a curated record.
AUGGAAAAGUCAUCUACCAACGAAACAAUGGUUCUAACUAUAAAGAAUUUAAGCAAAAGUAAAUGGAGUUCACUCUCCAAAAAAAAGAUAGAAGAAAAAUCUUGCUAUUCCCCCAGAACAGAAAAAUUAAUUGAUAUAAUUUCCCCCAUACUGGACUAUUAUGGGUAUAAUAAGGAGGAUGUGUAUAACUUUAUCAGUCUGUACAAAUUUGACAUAGAGAAAAUUCAGCAGGAAUUAUGUAAUAUUAUGGAGUCCAGAGAAGAAAAUGACGAAGGGCUAUGGGAAACUGUCAAAAGUAAAAAAUAUAAAAAGCCAGUCGAAAAGAAUAGCAAAAAAAAUAAUUUCUUGCAGGGAAAUAUCGGGAGAAAGGAUAAUAAGCAAAUUGGCAAAAUAUUUCCCAAAGGGUUAAGAUUAAGGGGAGGAGAGGAUCUUCGGAAAAAUAAAACCACCAUUACAGGUUCCUCCUUUGCAGUUGGGCAAUAUAAUAAUAAGCCGUUUAGUUCCAGUAACCAUAAAGUAACGCAUUUUGUAAGCAAUCGUGCAAAAUAUGAGAACUCGUCAACCUUACAUGAAAUUAAUAAAAAGAUUCCUGAGGAGCGGGGGUUGAAGGAAAAGCAGGACAUGGACAAAGGUACAAGAAAACUUGUGAAUAUAAAAUCCCUAUCAGAAGUAGCGGCCGAUGCGGCCACUUCGACAGCUGCGGCCACUUCGACAGCUGCGGCCACUACGGCAGGCAGAGGAGCAGACGAAGGAGCUAAUCGCGAUGCGGCGAAAAACUCCAAAGGAGGUACCAAAAAAAAGGGAACGCUAAAAUCCGAAGAAGAGAAAAAAAAAGGCGUGAAUGAAAGUUACGGUGAAGAUUUCAUGAAUAAUAAUUUCCCAGAAGAAAGGGAUACAAAUAAGAAAAAAAAAAGUGCAGUUAAAGAACCAGACGGAGUAGUGAAUGAAGAGCAUUUCGCAAAAGGUAAAGAGGAUUACUCAAACAAAAAGGGUAAUAAGAGUGCUUACAAUAACGUUGGCAGUAGCACUGCUACUAACCACAAUAUUAAUAGUCAUUACAAUCAAUUUGAUAAAAAAAAAUAUGUCAAGUUGGAAGACGGCAAAGCACCACCCGCAGCGGCAUCUACGGCAGUUGGCGGAGAAUACAAGUCCAGCGAUGAGCACAGUAUGAAAAAGGAUUCCAAGGGGAAAGGCCCAAGCGCCACCACAAUGAACAGUGGAAGUGGUAACCAACACCCCGCCAAUGUAGGCACCAACGGUCUCGGAACAACGACGACGGCCACGAGUGCCAACAGGUAUAGUAACUUCAACUAUCAUGAUAAAUACUUUAAUAAAAACUACAACAGAUAUAGUGGCAAGCCCCUAAAUGAUUCUCUAGUCCCAAGAAACGACAAGCAGAGGUAUCCCCCAUUUGGUAAUAAAUCAACAGGUGUAUACAACAGUGCGGGAAAUCAUAACUAUUUUAACUCAUAUACAAAAGGGCCAUCGAAACAAUCACCCUAUUUGAACAAAAACAAUUUCAAAUCGAAGAGAAGCACUAGUAAGAAUAAUAGCGUAGAUUACGAUUAUGAAUAUGAUCCAUACAGCGGGGAAAAGCUAGCUCACGAUACAGGGAACAAUAAUGACCAGUCUAGUAGUAUACAGAACGAAAACGAUCACAAUAUUAAGAAGGAGGCCACUGAAAGUGCUAAAAAGACGGGCAAUGAUAAGGCAACUACGAUCACGUCGUAUGCAUCUGUUGUUAACAACAAAAUGAAGCAGUCUGCAUUAACAUCCCCCGUAGAAGAAGGGAAAAAGGCCCAAGUGAAACGAACCGAAACGAUGAGCACGCAAAUUAUAUCGAAUGAUAAUACAUUUACGGAGGAAGAUAAAAAAGAGAAAAAAAAAAACAAAUGUCAAUUAAUACCAAUUAAGAAUGAUCAACCAGAAAAACUAUGGGUAUCUGUUAUCACGAAAGGUACUGCUACCACGAGAAGCAACAAUGCGACAAAUGCUCAAGAUGCCGGUGAAAAGGGGGAUUCUUCCGGCAUGAAGAAAAAUGCCCUUAGCAGUUCCAAAGAAUUGAAGCCUGAAUCGGCUGCUCAGCAGGUCACUAAGAAGGGAACCGAGCAGAGUGGCAAGCCGGAAAAGCAGAAGAAAAAAGGAAAGGGAAAGGAGAAGGAGAAGGAUAAAGAAAAGGAAAUGGAGAGCAAUUCCAAUAAUGUGCAUCCUCCUAACAGCAGUGCAAAGGAUACCAACGUAAGUAGUAGCAAUAACGCAGGCUACAAACGUGAAGACCAGUCUGAUGCAGAAGAACACCAACAUAGCCAAGGAGCCCAGUUAAGUUACGGCAAGGAUGGAAAGAAUGAAUCCAUACCUAGCAUGAGAAGUAACAACAAAUCUUCCUUCGUUCAGAUAGACGGGAACAAAUCACAUUCAUUUGUAGAUGAACAUACCAAAACGGAGAAGGAAAAAUACGCAAAUGAAAGUUACAGUGUAAGCAAGAAAGAAGUUAGUAGUUCCAAGAAACUCAAUGAAACGAAGCUAGAUACUGAUGAUAAGAAAAAGAAAAAGAAGAAAAAGAAUGAUCAGGAUGUAGUCUCCGCCCCUAUUAAUGACAAUAGCAUUUCCACAAAGGUGAAAACCUCUUCAGAUUCCCCAACGCUUGAGAUGAAAAGAGGUAAGGGUAGCAAAGUAAGCAGUAACAAUAAUAGCAGCCUCAACAUAAGAUGCAGUGCAGAAAAACUGAUGUCAGAUGAGAUGACCCCAUCAGAGGCUUACGACGGAAAUGAAAAAGCAAGUAUUCCUAUAUACAUGCCGAACUUGGCACUCAUGGGAAGCAACACUAUGAACAAGAAAAUUUUCUUCGGAAGUAUAAAUAUCACUGGCGACCAAAUUGAAAAUAUUGAUGUGAUGCCAGAUAGUAAACUGGAACAUAUAAGGAAUAACUACGGUGACAACAACGGAAGUGGUCAUAGCGGAGAUAGUGGCGCGUACGGCGAAGCAGGGGGUCAUUUGGGAACCCACGGGGGUGGUUACCACAACCAAGGCAGCACCACGAGCUACGGCCACGGGGUUAGUAGCUACAACAACGGAUACAGCAACGGAGUAAAUAAUAACUCUACUAGUAAUAAUAGUACCAACAAAAUUGCGCACAGCGAAAACAGAAGAAAAAAUAACUUCAGGAAGAAUUACGGUAUCGAUUCAUCUUCCGUGGGCAUGAACAACGAACACGUAGGCAACGCCAACCACAAUCGCUCCUCUGCCAUGCAUCACAAGGAAAGCGAGAACAGAGACUACGACCACAACAAUAACGACUUUAGAGGAUCAAAAGAAAGAGAAUUUAAACACUUUGAUUUUAAGAGCAGAAACAACAAGAGAGAAGAUAACAACGACAUGCUUAAUGAGAACAAGCACAAAUCAAUAUUUUCCUCUUCCAAUAGUAAGCAUAAUACCCCCCAUAUGCAUACUAAAUCACAGAAUGUGUACUUACCGAAAAUGACAACGACAGCUUCUUCGUCCUCCUCUGCCGUGGCUGGAGCGACAGCAGGCGUGUCAUCCUCAUCGUCGAACAACCAUCAGCACCAUAUACAUAACAAUAGUGGUAAUGUCAACGUGAGCACUGGAAACCAGAACGCGAAGCAUCUGUUAAACAGCUCUUCAUCCGUUUUCAUGAACCAAUCCCCUAGAACGAAUGGUUCGCAAGAUAAUUCCUCGUCUGCCCUAAUGACUGGAAAGGGUAGCAAGUACGUGCAGAGCGCACUGAAGAGCAAGAACUACGAACACGACGGGGAGGAUUCCGGUUCGAUACAGCUGAACCAAAUUUCGCACAAGUUCCUGCACGGGGGAGGUGUUGGUACGGGGGGCACAAACGGAAACGCAAACGGAAACGCAAACGGAAACGCAAACGGAAACGCAAACGGUAACGGUAACGGUAACACAAGUGGUAUCGCUAAUACCAGCGGUAACAGCCUGAACGGUGGGAACAACAACGCAGGCGCCACAAGCACCACGAGCAUGUCCAACAAAAAUACCAACACAGACGUAAGCAACAUCAGUUUAAUGAGUAUGGGAAUGAACAACCUGAACAAUAAUAACAUGUACAAUUCGUACAACUCCCCCCCAGGGUUGGCCAACCAGUUUAAUUAUUCAUUCACCAACCUCUCCUACCCCUAUAACAAUAUGCACUACAAUGGCUACUCCACACAAACCUUGGUGCCUCAGUAUGGCCUCAUAAACAACCACUACACAAAAAACAACAACAUGCAUAACAAUAACUUCAAUUACAAUAUGAAUUACGAUAACUUCGAUGAGGGCAAUUUGUAUGCACACAACGGUAGCAUGCACAUGAAUAAUUACGUGAACUACAUGAACGUCGGAGUAAAGAAGAAUCAACUAAAUAACCUAGACGAUGAUAAUUUGAGUAAUUCUGGAGAUGUAUCCAUAUCUGGGUCAAUACAACAACAACAGAAUUUGCCGCAUGAGAACCAGAGCACCUCGAACCAAAACUCGCCCAGCGGAAACACCAACGGAAAUGCCACCAACAGCAAUAGCAACGGUAGCAGUAGUGCAUGCGUGGACGGAACAUCCAACAACGGAGUUAACAACCUAUCCCUGAACAAUAUGAACAUGAACAAUAUGAAUAUGAAUAAUAUGAAUAUGAAUAAUAUGAAUAUGAAUAAUGUGAACAUGAGCAAUGUGAACAUGAAUAAUAGCGUGAACCCUAACCUAACCAUGUCGUGCACCACAAGUUCUACGAGCGACUUAAAGAAUAAACAACAGAUAAGUAAAAACAUGAGCGACAUGCAGUUGCAAUCGCAGUCCAUUUCAUCUCUUAAACAGAAUCAAACGCAGCCAAGUAAAACUGGCACCAGUUUGAACAACGCCCAGAAGCAACACACGUCCAGUCAACAUAGCCAAAGUAAACACUCAGGACAGCAGCACCAACAGAAUCUACUCAACAGUAAUAAUAAUACCUCCAUAAGUCAAUACACGCAGAACCAGAUAAACCAAAACAAUUCACAAAAUACUGCCUCCUCCACCUCUUCCUCACUUACAAGAAAAGUAGAAACAAACAAUAUCAACAGUGGAACCCAGAAUAAUCAGAACAAUCAAAAUCACUUCUUAAACAAACAACUAUACCAUAAUAGCAACUACUACAAUGUUAACUCAAACAAUAAUUAUAACAUUCCCCCCGGUUUUAACAUGACUCAGGAGAAGGAACAGAACAAUAACUACCUAAGUAAUAAUGUAUCGUCUGCCAAUACCAACACCAGUGUUGCGGCAUAUCGAAAUAAUUGGAACAAUAUUAACGAGAAAAAUUUAAAUCACUACAGUUUGAACUACAAUUAUAAUAGAAGCACCAAGAACAACUUUAACUACAGUAGUAACCUGAACUACAGUAGCAGCAACGGAUAUAACGCCACGCGAGACAACACGAACAACUUCUUCAACUACAACAGUUUCAACUAUGGGCUACAGACACCACCUGGCCUGCAGAAUUACUACCAAAAUACGCAGUAUCAGCAACAGAACAGCUACACCAACCGGAACUAUAAUUACACGGGGUACAACAACAAUCUCUCCAUGUGGAAUAGAGAAGAAUGA